Fomitiporia mediterranea MF3/22 is the source of this 2435-nucleotide messenger RNA. RefSeq lists its product as uncharacterized. NCBI's taxonomy places the organism in Eukaryota, Fungi, Basidiomycota, Agaricomycetes, Hymenochaetales, Hymenochaetaceae. The coding region runs from base 1 to 2367 and encodes 788 amino acids. Gene Ontology annotation, molecular function: protein binding; RNA binding. The record is from RefSeq and is a predicted model, not a curated record. Gene Ontology annotation, cellular component: U1 snRNP; U2-type prespliceosome. The transcript has 10 exons. Gene Ontology annotation, biological process: mRNA cis splicing, via spliceosome.
AUGUCCGGCAUUUGGACGGAGCACAGAAAUGCUGAGGGGCGUACGUAUUGGUUCAAUACGAGCUCCAAAGAGAGCGUCUGGGAGAAGCCUGAUGCUUUGAAAACGCCAUUUGAGAAAGCGUUGAGUCAAACGCAGUGGAAGGAGUAUUUCUCUGGCGGACGCAAAUACUAUUACAAUACUGAAAGCAAAGAAUCAAAAUGGGAUAUGCCAGACGAGCUCCUGCUGUUGCUCGAGAAGGUCGAGAAGGAGAAUAUAGUCACCCAACCAGCUGCUAACCCACGCUUGGCACCUCCUAGCUUUACCCCGGGAACACAAGGUGCUUUAGUCCCUCUGGGUGGUGCAGACCCUUCCUUACAACAGAACCAGCAACCGCCUAAUGGUGUCCCUAUCACCACCGCUGUCGGACAGCACACAGGUGCACUACCGUUCACACCAGCUGCUGCAGGCAUCCUUCCCGGGCGCCCAAGCCUGCCAGAUGACCCUGUUAUUCCGCACAACGGGUUUGCGACUGUUGAGGAGGGUGAAAAGGCAUUCACGCAUUUGUUGAGAAAGGCAGGUGUUAAUGCUGAGUGGACUUGGGACCAAACGAUGCGCGCAAUUAUCACAGAUCCACUUUACAAGGCACUCAAUUCUCUGGCGGAGAAGAAGGCUUGUUGGCAAAAGUACGUGGAUGGCCUGAAAGAAAAAGAACGUGAAGAACGUGAAGCCCGACUUGCGAAAAGUAGGCCAGCUAUUCGUAAUAUGCUGAAAGGUAAUCCGAAUGUCUUCCACUAUUCCACUUUCGCUAGUGCGGAUCGCCUAUUUGCUCAGCAUCCGAUUUGGCAGCAAGCAAAGGUCGAGUCAGAACGUAGAAUGAUCUUCGAAGAGUACAUAGAUGAACUGGGGGAGAGGGAGCUCCAGGAAGCACGAGCGGUGCGUGCUCGAAGCGUUAGCAAAGUCGUCGCUUUGUUCAAAGAACUAGAAGUCGAUGUCCUGACACGUUGGCGGAGUGCGUACAAUGCACUCCUGGAGUCGGAAGCUUGGGCAAACGAUGCAGAACUACAACGCCUCCCGACACUGGACAUCCUGUUGGCGUUCGAAGACUAUGCGCGAGUUCAGGAACGUGAGUUCGAGGACAGGAUGCGACGUGAGAAUGUCGAGAAAACGCGUCGAGAACGUAAAGCACGCGAGGCCUUCAAGACUGUUUUGCGUGAAUUAGUUGAUACUGGGUGCAUCAAGGCACGGAGCAAGUGGAAGGACGUAUAUCCCGAGUUCCAAGAAGACGAGCGUUACUUGAACUUACUUGGGAAACCUGGGUCGAAUCCACUUGAACUCUUCUGGGACGUCGUAGACCGACUCGAUCAAGAGCUGGAUGCAAAAAUCGCUUUCGUCGAGAGUGCAAUCCGAAAAGUAUCGAAGGAGGACGAGGAAGUCUUCGAAGUCAAGCCGGAAACGACAGAGGAUGAUUUCCUUUCCAUUAUCACGACUGCCCGAAAGGACAACGAAAAGCUACAGGACCUCAAUGAUGAUCACUUGAAAGAAAUUUACGAAUUCCUUCACGGUGAGGCUGUCAAGCGUCAAGAAGCUGAGCGUCGUAGAGCAGAGCGCAAGCAGAGGCACAUGCAGGACGAUCUUCGCUACGCUCUGAAGAAGUUACCGGACGCGAUUGACGUGAACUUGAGUUUCGAAGACGCUGUUCCUCUUAUGCAAGAGUUACCAGAAUACAAAGCGCUAGAGGAAGAUGGCCGUCGUGCGGCAUUCGCCAAGUUUAUAAAACGACAAAAAGAACGUUUGCGUGAACGUGAGAUGUCUGAAGACGGAGGUUCGGCAACCAGCCGCAAGCGAAAAGAGCCCUCUUUACGGGACAGCGGCCGGGAGGAUCGUGACCGCGAACGACAACGUGACAGAGACCGUGAGCGAGAAAGGGACCGAGACCAUCGCGAUUACGAGCGUGAACGCGAGGACGGCAGAAGUUCAAAACAUCAUCGCCGCGGCCACGAGGCAGACUAUGAAGGCCGUCGAGAACGUGAAUAUCGUGAUCGAGACAGACUCGACCGUGACAGAGACCGUGAAUACAGGGAGAGGGACCGCGACAGAGAGAGGGAGAAAGACCGGGAUGGGUAUAGGACGAGAUAUGAGCGUGGACGGGACAGGUCCGAACGUGACAAAGAUCGCGAGGAACGGGAUGAUCGUGAGCGUCGCAGAUCAUCCAUGCCGAGACUACCGCCGGAUGACCCACACCAUGCGGAAGGGACUGGCGAGAAAAGGGAACGAGGACGGAGCGAGUACUCGGACCGCUCAGAAAAGAGAGCAAGAUAUGAUAGCCUUGAACCUCCGCGUGGAGCUCCGCCGCCACGUGAGGAGACUCCGGAAGAGGGAGAGAUUUAGCUAUGUCCUGCUUCGGUGCUCUUUAGUUUGUUAUCUUGUCAAAACGUACCGUUACGAGAUAGGAAUGG